AUUUCUAAGAAAAAACAUAGUAAUUCACUUAUUGUACUCCAAGCACUGAACACAAAGCACGGUAAAAGUACUUUACAUAAUUAUGUUGUCACGUCAAACCAGCCUCUUAAAGUGGCUAUGAACUAUGUACAUUUCCGCUGAUUAUAUUACCCUACACAACCAUUGACUUCAAGGACACACGAGACUGCAGGUGUAAAAAAGAUGCUCUGUGCGCUAGGCAGUAUCUAUGGUGGGAAAUGGGCAGUCCUUGUUUGGCCAAGUUGACCCAAAAGGUGGCCUGUUCAUUUCCCUGCACAGAUGCUGCCUGACCCUCUAUGUUCCUCAAGCGUAUUGCAAGAACUUUAGGGACCACCUUCACCAUGACUUAAGAGGCUCAUAAAAGCGGUUCCAGCACCUACACAGCGGUAAUUGAAGAUAGACAAAUAUAUAAUGGCUAAACCGGUGUUUGGUCACAUCCCAUGAAAGGAAAUUUAAAACGGGAAUGCAAAAGAUCUUAGUCACUAUUUGAAUGCAUUGUUAAAUGUUUCCUGACCGUCCUUCAAUUAGCAUUACUUUUUGAAAUUGUGUAAGUUUCUUCUUUACAAUACGAGAUUAAACCUGUGGUUCAUUUCGAAGACUGGGGUAAAGUUUCAGGCUCCACUCUCCACACGGGCCAAUAAGACAGAGAAGGGCGCCAACCGGCACAUGUCAAUCCCGGAGAAGGCCGUUUCCGUUUCCGGAUCAGAGGUGACGGUUUGUCAGAGGCCGAUGGGGAGGAGAAAGCGGUUGCCGUUGCCGUCCUCAUUCAUCGCAGCGCGGAGGCCGGGGUUCGGGCCUGUUGCGUGCGAUCCGCGGGCUCCAGGGAUUAUGGAUUUUCCAGGGCACUUUGAGCAAGUUUUUCAGCAGCUGAACUAUCAGCGGCUACAUGGACAACUCUGUGACUGUGUGAUUGUUGUUGGGAGCCGACAUUUCAAAGCUCAUCGGUCUGUGCUUGCAGCAUGUAGCACCCAUUUUCGAGCUCUCUUUACUGUCCCUGAGACUGAUCAAUCAAUGAACAUGGUUCAGCUUGACAGUGAAGUGGUCACGGCAGAGGCUUUUGCAGCUCUUGUUGAAAUGAUGUAUACAUCCACUCUAAUGCUGGGAGAGAGCAACGUGAUGGAUGUGCUUUUAGCAGCUUCCCACCUCCACCUGAAUUCUGUGGUGAAGGCUUGCAAACAUUACUUAACAACCAGGACUGUACCCAUGUCCCCUACAAGUGAAAGGCUUCAAGAACAAAAUGCUCGUAUGCAGAGAUCAUUUCUGCUUCAGCAGCUGGGUUUGAGUUUAGUCAAUUCUGCCCUCAGCUCCAGUCAAACAAUGGACGAGCAAGUUGGUGUGAACUCGUCACUGCGCCACCACUUGGAGGAUCAGUCGACUGCAUUUCCUGUCAGGCGUCUGCAGAAAAGGAAAGCCAUUCCUGAUGAAAGAUCAAAGCAAAGGAUAAGACCUUCCGUGGAUGAAUCUAUCAUCACUGAAGGGACAUCAGACAAUGGGCAAGCUGUGGUGCAUACUUGUGAGGAACUGUUUACACCAGACUCCCUGAAAUUGGGAGAUGGUUCAAAAACUGAUGCAAGUGUUGAAAAUCAGGUAGAAAAUGCUAUGAUUUUUGAGCAAGCCUUUAGUACGCCAGAAGAUAACCAGGUAACCAGUCAGUCAGACAAAGGAGUCAACCAUUCACAAGUAUCUGUGGUUUCUCAAGCAACUCACAUCGAAACUAGUUUCAACCAAGAUUCUGCAAAUGAGAAGUCAGAUUUUCAUUCUGAGACUACAGAGCUCCACAUAAAUGGAAGUGAGGAACAGGUCCGAAUUGUUGUAAAGGCCGAGCCACUGAGCUCCCCUGAUCCUCAAGAUGAGACGAGUGAUGCUGCCUCGCAGGCUGAAGGCAGUGAGUCAGUGGAGGUGGAGGGAGGAAUGCCUAGUGCAGAAAAACUGGAGCUUAGUCCAGAGAGCAGUGACCGAAGUUUUUCUGACCCUCAGUCUAGUACAGACAGAGUAACCGACAUACACAUUCUGGAAUCCGCAAACACAGACACAAAAGCCCCCUUUCAUAUUUCCACCUUUUUGAAUAAAAACCGAUCAAGCAGUUUCAGUGGAGGCCAAAGUGCAGAUGACAACCUCCCGAACACAACGAGCGACGGCAGAAUGGAGAGUGAAGCUACUUACUUAAUGAGUCCAACAUCCAGUGUGUCUGCCAGCGUCAAUUCAACAAUGGUAGCAACGCGAAUGGAGAAUCCCUUUAAUGACAGUGCUGAUUCUCAUUUCAUGAGACCUAUGCAGGACUUGCUGGGCCUGUCAUGUGGGCAGUCUUCAGAGUACAAAACUGGGGGAGAACCAUUCAGAUUGGAAUUUCCCAGGCCUAGUUCUGGAUUGCAUUCACUUUCUAGGCAGUCAAUCAUUUCAUCGCGAGGAGGAGCCACUAAUUUUCCAGGUUAUCGCCGCAUUGCCCCAAAAAUGCCCAUAGUGACUUCUGUUGGAGAUGGAGGUUCUGGAUCACAAGACAAUAGCUCUAAUUCUCAGGUCCGAAUAUUAAACAGUACCUCUUCCACUUUUGAAAAUAACCAUUCUUUACAGACAGGCCCUCCGCAGCUGACACGUGCAUCUGCAGAUGUACUUUCAAAGUGUAAGAAAGCCAUGUCAGAACACAAUGUGCUGGUGGUGGAAGGUGCCCGUAAAUAUGCUUGUAAAAUUUGCUGCAAGACAUUUUUAACAUUAACAGAUUGCAAAAAACAUAUUCGUGUUCACACUGGAGAGAAACCCUAUGCAUGUUUAAAAUGUGGCAAAAGAUUCAGUCAAUCGAGUCACUUAUACAAGCAUUCUAAGACCACCUGCUUGAGAUGGCAUGGCGGCAAUUUGCCAAGUACUUUGCUCUGACAUAGACAUUCCCCAUGUUUGUAUUUGCUGCUUUGAAGGUGCUGACCUCUUUAUUUUAGAAAAAAGAGCUCUUGUAAGGUGAAAACGAUGAAAAUAGACGUUUCAAUUGCAAUUAAUAGCAAAAUGUCAGUAAGGUGCCGAAUUCAGGGCAAAUCAAAUUUUGUAGAAUUUAGUAACUGUAUAAAAUAUAUACUGCAAUUUUUUUAUGCUGUUCAGCUAUUUUAUUUCAGUAGUUGCUGACUAACCAAAAUCUGCAAAGUGAUUAGCACAGAAUAGUCUGUUUGUGUAUUUCCUGAAUGUAUAGCUCAUGUUUUAUCUGGACGAUGUAUAAAUCAAGGAGCAAAGGAGACCUGUAGGGUGAAUAUAUUGACCAUUGAUUAUCUGUAUAUUUAUGUGGAGAGGAGAAAGGAAGGUUUGAUUCUCACUGAAUAAGCCUUUACUAAUUAUAUCACUGUGCAGGAGGACAAGUAAUCAGCAUUGACCAUAUGUUGCUUUUACAAAUCCAUAAAAGACAUUCUGUUCCAAAAGUGAAAUACUCCAGAUGCUGGAAAAAUGAAAAAUCACAAAAUGCUGGAAAUACUCAGCAGGCCAGGUAGUUUCUGUGGAAAGAGAAAGACACUUUGCACCAUUUGCCAUCCAUUUAACAAUAGAUGGCAAUCUGGAAGAACGAUUAGAGGUACCAUUGUAAAGAUUUAAUAUUGUGAAAGCUGUGUUAGGAAUGAAGAGAAUUGCCUGUGGAAUUGCUUUGAUUGAGUGAAAUGAACCUAGUACCUAAUGGGGCUCUGGUUGAUUGCCCAAAUUUGACAGUAAUUGUCAUGGAUAUACAGCUAAAGCUCUUGGAACGUGGAGAUGCACAUUCUGUGCUGUUAAUUCAGGGUAUUCAUUUAAAGCAGACAUGAUUUGACUAGAUUAUAGGGUGAAUCAUUAAAUAAAUGGAAUGUACAAAAGGAUUAUUUUCUUUCUAGAACCGAUUUGUUUUAUACUAAUGGCAUACUUUCUCCUUGGAUAACAAACACUUAUUUGACUUUUACGACAUUAUUUAUUAGCCCUUGUCCUAGUGUUCCUUUAAAUGUAGGACAUGGAGAGGAUGCGUGGCGUGCCAGUGCGGGGAAAGCAUCACUUGAACAAUAAAGCCCUGUCACAGAAAGGAACAGGCCAGAGAACAAAGCACUGGGUGCUAAAUCCUAGUGCACUGGAGCAUGAAUUGGGGAUUGGGCAGAAUAGUUUGCAGGAGACUCAAUUUACAUUCUUGCUUAGUUGAAGAUGUAUAUAUGUAAAUUGAGAUAAUUGGCUACAAUAAAAGUUGUUUCGAUGGGACCUUGAGCUCUUGGUACAGAUUCUUAAUUCUUGUGUGCAUAGUUGUUCCUACUACUCUAAAGCUCUCUUGUUCUCUAUAUUUGAGAUAAUAGUCCUUUUCAAAAUACAGCUAGCACUUAGUGUGGAUCAAUUUGUUAUAAAUGACAUGAAUUUGUUUGGAAUAUUAGAGGUAGGUAAAAUAUUUUCUGUUUCUGUCUUAGGAACUUGAAUAGAGAAUUUCCAUUCAUUGUAACCCUUUUCAAUGUUCACUUUAUACGUUCAGUGACCACUUUAUUAGGUAACUCCUGUACCUAAUAAAGUGGCCACUGAGCGUAUGCUUGUGGCAUUCUACUGCUCUAGCCCAUUCACUUCAAGGUUUGAUGUUUUGUGUGUUCAGAGAUGCUUUUCUGCACACCACUGUUGUAACACAUGGUUAUUGAGUUACUCUAGCUUUCCUGUCAGCUUGAGCCAGUGUAGCCAUUAUCCUCUGACCUCUUAUCAACAAGGCAUUUUUACCCACAUAACUAUUGCUCACUGGAUGUUUUUUUGUUUUUCUUACCAUUCUCUGUAAACCCUAGAGACUGUUGGGUGCAAAAAUCCCAGAAAAUUGGCAAUUUCUGAGAUACUCAAACCACCCUGUCUGGCACCAUUAAUUAUUCCAUAAUGGAAGUCACUUUGAUCACAUUUCUUCCCCAUUCUGAUGUUUGGUCUGAACAACAACUGAACCUCUUGACCGUGUCUGCAUGCUUUUAUGUAUUGAGUUGCUGCCAUAUGAUUGACUGAUUAGAUAUUUGCAUUAACAAUCAGAUGCGCCUAAUAAAGUGGCCAUUGAAUGUAGAGUCCUGUCCUCGAAACCACAAAAUCUGACUGUUCAAAAAGAGGGUUAAAUUGUAAUGCUAUAGUGUCCAAUCAGGUGAAAUUUAUCAUUCAAAUAAGAGAGUGACUAAUAAUGUCACUUCUAAUCCAAAUUCCACAGUAUGCUUUUGAUUUUGAAAUGCUUUCCGGAGUAUUAUUUCAAUGGUUCAACAGAUGGCUGUAGUGUAUUUGCAGGUUUCUGAAAACUGUUAGAGUUCAACUGAAGACUGUCAAUAAUUCGCACAAAAUUCCCUGAUACACUUUUUCAUUUUACAUGUUAUUUUUCUUUACCUUAAAUGCUGAAAGAGAAACAAAGUAAAUUUGUGGCAUUCUUGAGUUUUCGAAAGAUUCAUCUGUAAUAAUGUUGCUGGUUAUUUAGAGAUUGCAGCCUCCUGUUAUGCUGUGAGUCCUAAGUGGGAGUUCACUUUUUUAGUUGAUUCAAAGAUUUAGCCAAAAAUGGAAUUGGUGUUUGAAGCAUUGGGAAAUGGCUGUUAAUCAUAUUACAAGUAAUGAAGAAUUUUCUGCUGAAAUAAAUAUGCCAGAAAACUCAGUUCCUGAUUGAGAUGUAAGGAAUAAUGGUGGAAAAUUUUUUCAAAAACCUUUGGAAAAUCAUGUUCACAGUAGUACAAACAACCUGAUCUCUGUAAAAGGCCAGUAUGAAAUAAUUCUGAUGACAAUAACUAUAUGUAUAAUAUUAUUUAUGAUCUGCUAUGUAAUAUUUUAGAUAAUCAUACUGUUUUUAAACAAACAUACAGUAUGGUUCAGAAUGACUUGGCUGUAAUCAUAUUAGCCCUUGAGAGUGGAAGAAUCAUUCAAGCAAAAACUUGAGUUUAAAUUUAAUUCUCUGCUACAUUGGAGAAUAAAGUUAUUCUAAAUUGGAUUUCUGUUCUUUUCUCCCUUUAACAACUUGGAGCAGCAUCAGUGCUUUACAGGGCUUUUCUAACCAUUAAACUCUGUCAUUUGAGAGACCAAGGAGUUAAUUGACAACUGGUGUCAAAUCCUAGCAUUUUUCUCAAUUUACCUUUCCACAGUGUUCCAUCUUGCCAACAAGGUUUGUUACUGGAAUCUAGCUAAUUUGCAGGAUAAAUAGGAAACUAUUCAACCAGUGUUGCCUCCAUUCCAGAACUAAUCACUAGUCAUCAACCUGCAUACUUGGAGUCCCAGCACCAAGUCAUUGUCGAUUUGUUCACUAAAGGAAAGAGAAUGGGCUGAACAGUUAACAUUCUCAACAGAACAACACUGUAUCCCAUCACCUAAAAGGUCCACAGGAAAACACGGACCACUACUUGUAUCUUAGCAAUUAGAACGAAGACAUCCAUUGAUUGAAAUUUCCUGAUGGCUUCACAGCGUUUGGCCAAUUAUGUAAAAGAGUGAAGUAUGGCAAAAAGUUCAUGGUGUACCAUCCAGCAGUGAUUCAUGUAUCACCCUACAUGAGCAUUCAAAGCACUGGAAAGGUACCAUUAAUACUGUUUCCUCAGAGUACUUCAAAUUCAAGAUAAGGUGACUAAAGUCAGCACGUCCUUGAACUCCUAAGUAUAUUCUGUCAGGCACCAGAUUCUUCAAAUGGACACUCCCAAGCUCUACCAAAUCAUGAGGCCAGCAGGAUGGUCUGACGGAACCAUUCAAAUAUGGUCUCAAAAGUCUUCAUAGAAACACCAGCUUGUGACUGCCUGAAAUGGAGAAACAUUUAGGAUGGUACUGGACACCUCAAGUCUAUUCAUUGAGAGAUACAUAAGCUCACUGUAAACGGUGGAAGGGGCACACUCUCUCCUCAAACUAUCCCUCCAUCCAACACAUCAAACACCUGCCCUACUUGUGGCAGAAGUUGCAUGUCCCAGAUUGGGUUUUAAAGAUAGAAAUAGGAUAAAACCAGAGAAAUAGAAUGGAAGGAAGUUAUCCUUUUUCAAGGAACUUAAGACAAUUUUGUGAAUAUUGAACUAUGGCAGAUGACUAAUUGGAUGCAGUUCAUUAGUAAUGCCAUACAACCUGUAUGUUGCGUCUCUGCAUGUCCAACCAGUUGACAUUUUAACAAAUGUAUUAUUUUAACAUCCCAAUCACCACUGUACCUGAUGUUAUUUUGAAAGUUGAAAAUGAUAAAACUUGCUUGUAUGUAAUACCAUUCCAUUGAACAACUAAUUACUUUUUGUAAAAACUAUCACUGUUUGCAAAUUUUGCGUGGAUAAUGUACUUUCCUGAAAGCUAAAGAAAGUGCUUUUUAGUAAUGUGGAAUCAUGCUACAGUGAGAACCCUUAAUUUUGUGGAAAAGCAAGUCUGGGCAUCUUCUGAUGAAAAGUCACUGAACUAAACUUAACUGUUUCAA
Molecule: messenger RNA, 7360 nt
Organism: Hypanus sabinus (Atlantic stingray)
Lineage: Eukaryota; Metazoa; Chordata; Chondrichthyes; Myliobatiformes; Dasyatidae
Product: zinc finger and BTB domain-containing protein 5
Exons: 2
Coding region: 685-2889 (734 amino acids)
Biological process (GO): regulation of transcription by RNA polymerase II
Cellular component (GO): nucleus
Molecular function (GO): DNA-binding transcription factor activity, RNA polymerase II-specific; RNA polymerase II cis-regulatory region sequence-specific DNA binding; protein binding
Source: RefSeq, a predicted model, not a curated record